GAAUACUAAAUUAGGAAAAUUGCUUCAACUGGGGAGAGAAAAAAAUCCUCUCUGGAGUCGAAUUCUAAAGCUAAUCUUGAAGACUUUGAAGAAGCUAACUCAAAAUCUGGAAUUAGGUCAGCGUUCUGCCGAAGAAGUUGAUGACUGCGACGUGAAAGGGGAUCAAGAAAACCUCUGAACUCUCACGUCACUGUUAACUCACAACACCAUUCCAUUGCCCUUUUCCUAUGGUUGUGCAGACAGUUGAUGUUUGAUAUAGAAGUGCACCUAAACACAUGGGGACAAGCAGUUUUCUAUGGAACUGUACUAAAAAAUUCAUCACAGCCGGGAUCGUCACUGUGACUGUGACUGAUCAUUUUGUGACAGUUAUUCCAGUUCGAGGCGGAUCUAUGUCUCCCACAUUUAAUCCUAAAGCUGGUUCUCAUAUGGGAGAUGUUUUUGAUGACUAUGUUUUGGUUGAGAAAUUUUGCCUUAGGAAUUACAAGUUUUCACAUGGCGAUGUGGUGGUCUUUCGCUCCCCUCUAAAUCACAAGGAGACACACGUAAAGAGAAUAGCUGCAUUACCUGGUGAAUGGUUUGGCACUCAUCAUAACAAUGAUGUGAUUCAGAUUCCAUUAGGACAUUGUUGGGUUGAAGGAGACAACACCGCUUCUAGCUUGGAUUCAAAUUCAUUUGGACCAAUUCCUUUGGCCCUAAUUCGGGGAAGGGUUACCCAUGUUGUGUGGCCUCCUCAAAGAAUAGGAGCUGUCAAGAGUACUCCACCGCAACGAUUAUCUUCUUUUUAGUUGGAUCCACUAGUGGAAUAAUGCUAUAUUGUUGGGCUUCCUCAAAGGAUAGGUGCGAAAGAACUACAUCAGAAGUGUUAUCUUCUGAUCUCUGACGUUGUUCCCUUACAUGUUCCUUGAUUUUUGUCAGUGGAAAGGAUAGUUACUUACCUAUUUGUUGAUUGGGUUGCUAGUGUAAACCUUGAAUCCCUCAAAUGUUGGUUACAUUCUAAGCAAGGUAACCUAAAGGUUACAAAUGAGAUGAAUGAUAUCUUAAAGCAGAAUAGGUGAAAAAACUUGCAUAACAAUGUUUAGAAGGAUGCUGGUCCGAAUGUGAUACCAGCUUUCUCGAGUAGUUGUCCAGAUGUCACGAUGAUGAGCAGCAAUGGUGAUUACUAGCAUAGAUAUGAGAAAUUAAUAAGCUAAAUUACUCAUGUGGUACUUUAUUUUAGGUUAUAAUUCAAUCUCUUUUUGUAAAA
Molecule: messenger RNA, 1243 nt
Organism: Glycine soja
Lineage: Eukaryota; Viridiplantae; Streptophyta; Magnoliopsida; Fabales; Fabaceae
Product: mitochondrial inner membrane protease subunit 2-like
Exons: 5
Coding region: 276-785 (169 amino acids)
Biological process (GO): mitochondrial respiratory chain complex assembly
Cellular component (GO): mitochondrial inner membrane peptidase complex; membrane
Molecular function (GO): serine-type endopeptidase activity
Source: RefSeq, a predicted model, not a curated record